UUAAAAUACGUAUUUCAAAUACAUAAAUAAUAACCCCCUCUGCCUAUUACCCAACAUUCUGUUACACUUCCUUAUCAAAGAAACUACACCCCCUGUAGAUACAGAGUACACAGUCAAGUAGGAAGCCACUCCCUGUCCUCUGGUGUAGAGCUCAAUGAAACAGAAAGUAAUCUAUGACACUGCCAUUGCUUAACCUACGAGAGAGAGCACGAACAUGGCAGAGAAUCAGGAACUGUUCUGUUGCGCCGUCUGUCUAGAUCUACUGAAGGAUCCGGUCACUACUGCCUGUGGACACAGCUACUGUAUGGGCUGUAUUAAAGAAAGCUGGGAUCAGGAUGAUCUGAAAGGUGUCUACAGGUGUCCCCAGUGCAGACAGAUCUUUACCCCAAGGCCUACUCUAAAGAGAAACAUUGUGCUGGCUGAAGUGGUGGAGAGUCUGAAGAAGCAAGGAACGCAGGCUGCUCCCCCUCCUGCUCUGUGCUAUGCUGGUCCUGGAGAUGUGGCGUGUGAUUUCUGCACUGGGACCAGAAAGCAGAAAGCCCUCAUGUCAUGUCUGGCAUGUCUGGCCUCUUACUGUGAUACUCACCUCCAACCUCACUAUGAAUCACUUGCUUUCAAGAAGCACAAGCUGGUCAAAUCCACCGGACAACUGCAUGAGAAGAUAUGCUCUCAUCAUGACAAACUGCUGGAGGUUUACUGUCGUACUGAUGAGCAGUGUAUCUGUUAUCUGUGUACAAUGGAUGAACAUAAAGGCCAUGAUACAUUGUCAGCUGCAGCAGAGAGGACUGAGAAACAGAGGCAGCUGGGGAUGAGUCUGCAGAAGGUCCAGCAGAGAUUCCAAGAGAGAGAGAAGGAACUGAAGAAGCUCCAACAGGCUGUGGAGUCUCUCAAGCGUUCUGCACAGGCAGCAGUGGAUGACAGUGAUCAGAUCUUUACUGAGCUGAUCCGCUCCAUUGAGAGAAGGAGCUCUGAGGUGAAGGAGUUGAUCAGAGCCCAAGAGAAGGCUCAGGUGAGUCAAGCUGAAGGACUACUGGAGCAACUGAAGCAGGAGAUAGCUGAGCUGAGGAAGAGAAGCACUGAGCUGAAGCAGCUCUCACACACAGAGGAUCACAUCCAUUUCCUCCAGAGUUAUCAGUCUCUCUCCAGUAUCAGUGUAUCUUCAGACUUACCCAGCAUCGUUGUCCGUCCCCUUCAGUACUUUGGAGAUGUGAGUAAGACUGUGUCUGAAUUGAGAGAGAAAGUAGAAGACUUCCUUAAAGGAGAAUGGACCAAGAUCUCCACUACAGGUGUGUUGAAAUUCGACAACAAUAUUAAGUCAUGUAAAUUCAAACUGUAGACCAACGAAAGGUCCUACAGCCAUCACGUUAGACAUGUGGAAUAUCAAAUCAAUUUAUAUUUGUCACAUGAGCCGAAUACAACAGAUGUAGACCUUAUUGUGAAAUGCUGACUUACAGACCCUUAACCAACAAUGCCAUUGAAGAAAUUGAGUUAAGAAAAUAUUUACAAAAUAACAUUUAUUAAAAAAAUCUAAUUAAAAAACGCAAUAAAAUAGCAAUACCAAAGCUAUAUACAGGGGUUACCAGUACCGAGUCAAUGUGCGAGGGUACAAGUUAUUUGAGGAAAUUUGUACAGUGUAAGUAGUCUGGUUUGCCAUUUGAUUAAUUGUUCAGCAGUCUUAUAGCUUGGGGGUAGAAGCUGUUAAAACCUGUUGGGGUUAGGGGGCAGUAUUUGCACGGCCGGAUAAAAAACGUACCCAUUUUAAUCUGGUCACUAUUCUUGCCCAGAAACGAGAAUAUGCAUAGAAUUAGUAGAUUUGGAUAGAAAACACUCUAAAGUUUAAAAACUGUUUGAAUGGUGUCUGUGAGUAUAACAUAACUCAUAUGGCAGUCAAAACCCUGAGACAAAUCCUAACAGGAAGUGGAAAUCUGAUGUGUGGAAUCACUUUCAAGUCUUUGCCAUUGAAACACACAGUGAGUUAGGAUACAUGUAGCACUUCCUAAGGCUUCCACUAGAUGUCAACAGUCUUUACAAAGUGGUUUGAGCCUUCUCUGGUAAAAACUGACCGAACGAGAAGCCUGGAAAGUUUGUCAUAAGCGGAUGGCCUAUACUACUAUGACACGUGUGCCCAUGGGUACUCUCUCGUUCCGAAACGUUUUAUAAGACAAUGCAAUUGUCCGCCUUGAAUAUUAUUGAAGUUCUGAUUGAAAAAGGCCCUAAAGAUUUAUGCUAUACAACGUUUGACAUGUUUGAACGAACGUAAAUAUUGUUUUGGGGCACUUUAGUGAAGACAAGUCCCGCGCGCCUCGUACAUUUUGAGUAGCCUUCGGAACGCGCUAACAAGAAGGAGCUAUUGGGACAUAAAUUAUGAACUUUUUCGAACAAAACUACAUUUGUUGUGGACCUGGGAUCCCUGGAAGUGCCUUCUGAUGAAGAUAAUCAAAGGUAAGUGAAUAUUUACAAUAGUAUAUUUGAUUUUCGAUGACUCCAAGAUGGCGCUAACCUGUAUUGCCAAGCCUAUUUUUCUGAGCAUAGUACCUCGUUUAUUGCAAAGUGUGAUUUCCCAGUAAAGUUAUUUUUAAAUCUGGCAAUGCGGUUGCAUUCACGAGAUGUUAAUCUAUAAUUCUUUGAAUGACAAUAUUAUAUUUUACCAAUGUUUUCGAAUAGUAAUUAUUUAAUUUGUUGUGCUGAUUCACUGUCGGUAUUGGACGGAAAAUAUUUCCUGAACAUCACGCGCUAAUGUAAAAUGCUGUUUUUGGAUAUAAAUAUGAACUUGAUAGAACAAAAAAUGCAUGUAUUGUCUAACAUAAUGUCCUAGGAGUGUCAUCUGAUGAAGAUUGUCAAAGGUUAGUGCAUAAUUUUAGCUGGUUUUCUGCUUUUGGUGACGCCUGUCUUUGCAUUGAAAAUGGCUGUAUGUAAUGUUUUGUCAAUGUACUGUCCUAACAUAAUCUAACUUUAUGCUUUCGCCAUAAAGCCUUUUUGAAAUCGGACAACGUGGUUAGAUUAAGGAGAUGUUUAUCUUUCAAAGGGUGUAAGAUAGUUGUAUGUUUGACAAAUUUGAAUUAUGACAUUUAAUAGUUUUCAAAUUUGGUGCUCUGAUAUUUCACUGGCUGUUGAUAGUGUGUACCGGGGGUGGGACGCUAGCGUCCCACGUAGACCAUAGAAGUUAAGGAGCCUUGAAUAUGGUACAAUGAUAACAUUCCCUCUCUCUGUCAAUGUGUUUGUGUGUCUGUAGUGAAUAUAGUGGAUGUUGUACUGCCUCCAGAGCCCAAGACCAGAGAACAGUUCUUACAAUAUUCCUGUCAGCUCACACUGGACCCAAACACAGCACACACACGUCUCUCUCUGUCUGAAGGGAACAGAAAGGUGACCUAUACAGGCCAAGUCCAACCAUAUCCUGAUCAUCCAGACAGAUUCACAAACAACUUGAUGGUGCUGUGUGGAGAGGGUCUGUCUGGACGCUGUUACUGGGAGGUGGAGUGGAGUGGGCUGUGUGUUAUUACAGCAGCCUCAUAUAAAGACAUCAGCAGAACAGGGAGAGGUAAUACAUUUGGACUCAAUGACAAGUCCUGGAGUUUACACUACUAUAGUAAUGGUUAUUGGUUCAGACACAAUAGUGUUAGGACGAAAGUAUCAGGCCCUCAGUCCUCCAGAGUAGGAGUGUACCUGGAUCACAAGGCAGGUACUCUGUCCUUCUACAGUGUCUCUGACACAAUGACCCUCCUCCACAGAGUCCAGACCACAUUCACUCAGCCACUCUAUCCUGGGUUUUCUGUCGAUUGUCUUUUCUCUGGUACUGCUGAGCUGGUUAAACUGUAGUAGGGUCCACAUAGAUACUAGUCAUGCUGGUGUAGUCUAUAGCUGAGCUGGUUAAACUGUAGUAGGGUCCACAUAGAUACUAGUCAUGCUGGUGUAGUCUAUAGCUGAGCUGGUUAAACUGUAGUAGGGUCCCCAGAUGUGAUGAUUCAUUCUGUUCUGUUUGUCUUUACAAAUGUUUUUUUUCUGACUGAUUUGAUCUUCAGAGAUUUCAUCCAUUAAAAUGCAUUGUUUUAAUCUUGUA
Messenger RNA from Salmo salar (Atlantic salmon), 4057 nucleotides. Lineage: Eukaryota; Metazoa; Chordata; Actinopteri; Salmoniformes; Salmonidae. The record is from RefSeq and is a predicted model, not a curated record.